Messenger RNA from Echinococcus granulosus, 363 nucleotides. RefSeq names its product NADH dehydrogenase [ubiquinone] 1 beta subcomplex subunit. The transcript has 2 exons. Gene Ontology annotation, cellular component: mitochondrion. Bases 1 to 363 code for a protein of 120 amino acids. The record is from RefSeq and is a predicted model, not a curated record. NCBI's taxonomy places the organism in Eukaryota, Metazoa, Platyhelminthes, Cestoda, Cyclophyllidea, Taeniidae.
AUGGGCGCGAGCUAUUCUCAUGUAUUUGAGACCUACAGGGAUCCUGAUUCCGUACCAAAUGUUACGAAACCACCUACUCACGAUCCCUUGAAAGGAUUUCCACGGGGUCGGAAGAAACGUGAACUUAUUGUCACAGAGGAAGAAAUGAUCGCAGCCGGUCUGACUUCAAAAGAACGCGACUACUGCGCACCGAUGCUGAUGGCAUUGCGCAAAUGCAGAGUCGAAAGGGGCGUCCUAUCUCCGCUUUUCUGUGGACAUUUUCGUCACGGCUACCUAGAGUGUCAAACCAAAGAUCAAAUCUUGCGAAUGAAGGAGUACGAGAGAGAGUACCGUCUUAUGAAAAAGGAGCAAACCGCUUCUUAA